AUGGUCCUACUGCUGGCCCUGCUCCCAGGGAUCUCCACCUUGCCCAGCGGGCCACCUGGUAUGUGCGGACAGACAUGGGGCAAGCCGGGCCGGCGGGCAGGUGGGCGCAGCUGGAUCCUGAAGGCGACACUCCACCCCCAGGCGGCCCUGGCCCGGUCCUCCCCGCGCUGGAGCCUGGCCCUGCACCGCUGCUGGGUGACGCCCUCCUCACGUCCGGCCCCAGGACCCACCCUGGCGCUACUGCGAGGGGGCUGCCCCGUUGAUUCCUCGGUCACCUUCCUGCCACCACGCCCUGGGGCCGCCCGCUUCAGCUUCCGUCUGCGCCCGGUCUUCAAUGCCUCUGUGCAGUUCUUGCACUGCCAGCUGAGCCGCUGCCGCCUCCGGGGAACCCACCGGACUCCUGAACCUCUGACGCUGCCGCCCCAGUCGCCGUGUCUGCCUCAGGAAGAGGCGUGCGCCAGCAGUGGCGGCGGCGAGAGUCUGGGUGCCAACGGCCCCCACCUGCACACACUGACGCAGCCCAUCGUGGUCACGGUGCCACGGCCGCCCCUCAGGCCACCUAAGGGCGUCCCCGGCAUAGCCGUACGCCCUGAGCCUCCUGCGCCGGCCCCGGUGGCCCUGGAGCUCGCACCGUUGGUGGCGCUGGUGGUGGCCGCCUUCUUGUUGGGCGCCGCGCUGGUCGCCGGGCUCGGCCUCGUGUGCGCGCAUUCAGCAGCCCCCAGGGGGCGCCCUUGCACCGGGCCAGCGUUCAGCAACCCCUACUGCUCCGGAGCCUGCCUCUCACUUCCAGCGCCCCCAUCUCCCAGCCCACCCCCGAGAGCCUUGCCUAGUGAUCCGCAGCCCAGAAGACCCCAGUGAGGCAGGGUGGCAUGGGUCGCCCCUUCAAGGGAAGGCGCACCCCCAGCAGAGUCCAGGGACGCACCCGCCAGGCUUAUGUCGGAGCAGACUCACCAGUCUGGACCGCAGCCUUCGACCUCGGACCCCACGGGACCACGAUCCC
Myotis myotis is the source of this 1000-nucleotide messenger RNA. RefSeq names its product transforming growth factor beta receptor 3 like (gene TGFBR3L). The transcript has 6 exons. The record is from RefSeq and is a predicted model, not a curated record. NCBI's taxonomy places the organism in Eukaryota, Metazoa, Chordata, Mammalia, Chiroptera, Vespertilionidae. The coding region runs from base 1 to 858 and encodes 285 amino acids.